Messenger RNA from Pseudonaja textilis, 3749 nucleotides. RefSeq names its product limb development membrane protein 1 like (gene LMBR1L). The record is from RefSeq and is a predicted model, not a curated record. Lineage: Eukaryota; Metazoa; Chordata; Lepidosauria; Squamata; Elapidae. Gene Ontology annotation, molecular function: transmembrane signaling receptor activity. Gene Ontology annotation, cellular component: plasma membrane. Gene Ontology annotation, biological process: receptor-mediated endocytosis; signal transduction.
GCGGAGUUUGGUUGAGUCAGGCGAUGCUUCGGUGCCUUUAACGAUGCAACGCGGAGCUUCCUCCGGGCCGGGUGGACCUGUAUUGUGACGCGGGUUGAGUGUUGCAACGUUCUAGAUUCUAGAAAUUGGCCCUUAACGAGCAAGGAAGGAGGAGUUUUCGGUUCGUGGUGGCGGCUACGCUGGGGUUCUGGGAGCCCCGUCUCCUGCUUCCACCGGCCCCUCUGCCAGCCCUACAAACUUUCAGCCAUGCUGACCAAAGGAUGAAUUUGGGGGAUCACGACCUGCUGUCUGCGCGGGAGCAGUUAUUCCACGAGAGGGUCCGCGAGUGUAUUAUCUGCACCCUUCUUUUUGGCAGCCUCUACAUCCUGUGCUACUUCAUCUUAACCUAUUUCAAAAGGCACACAGACUUCACUACAGUUGAUGAAGAUGCUGCGGUCAAUCGGAUUGCGCUGUGGCUGUGCACCUUCACUCUGGCUGUGUCCCUGGGGGCAGUACUUCUGCUGCCUUUCUCCAUCAUUGGCAAUGAAGUUCUGCUUUCCUUCCCUCAAAAUUACUACAUCCAGUGGUUGAACGGCUCCCUCAUCCAUGGACUCUGGAAUCUUGUCUUCCUCUUCUCCAACCUCUCCCUUGUCUUCCUCAUGCCCUUUGCCUACUUCUUCACGGAGUCAGAAGGCUUUGCCGGAUCAAAGAAGGGGAUCAUGGCUCGGGUGUAUGAGACCUUUGUAGUCCUGCUGUUGCUAACCCUGUUGGUGCUGGGAAUGGUCUGGGUCGCCUCUGCUAUUUUGGACCAGGAUGGGGCGAGCAGGGAAAGUCUCUAUGAUCUCUGGGAAUACUACCUUCCCUAUCUCUACUCCUGCAUUUCCUUGUUUGGUGUCCUUCUGCUCCUGUUGUGUACACCCUUUGGCCUGUCACGGAUGUUCACUGUCACAGGGACACUGUUGGUAAAGCCCAGGCUCCUGGAGGACUUAGAUGAGCAACUGAGCUGCACAGGAUUCGAGGAAGCUGCCAUUUCUCGCAAGAUCAACUCUGGGAAAACAUCCUGCUGGCUCAACUUUGAUGUGGAAAUGUUGAGACAACAAUACCUAGCCAUUCAUGCACACAGGAUAACACUGGAAACCCGCCGCAAAGCUUCCGCUUGGCAAAGGAACCUGGGCUAUCCAUUGGCUAUGGUGUCUCUGCUGUCAUUGACGGGUAUUUCUGUUCUGGUUGUCUGCUUCCAUGUUCUGGAGCUGCUGUUGGAUGAUGCUGCAAUGCCUCGAGGAAUCCAGGACGCACCACUUGGAAAAGUUUCUUUCUCUGUCUUUGGCUCUUUUGGGGCAGCCAUGCAGGUCAUUCUGAUAUUUUAUUUAAUGAUCUCCUCUGUUGUGGGAUUCUAUAGCUCCCCAUUUUUCAUCAAACUGCUGCCUGAGCAACACAACACAGCCAUGACUAAGAUCAUUGGGAACUGUGUCUCCCUCUUGGUGUUGAGUUCUGCACUCCCUGUGUUGUCUCGCACGUUGGGGAUUACCAGAUUUGACUUGCUAGGAGACUUUGGGAGGUUUAACUGGCUGGGAAACUUCUACAUUGUUUUCCUCUAUAAUAUGCUCUUUGCCGGACUCACAACUCUUUGCUUGGUGAAGAAGUUCACCUGGACUGUGCAGGCAGAACUCAUCAGGGCAGUUGGCCUCCACAAGCUGCCUCUGCCUGUGACCCGGUCUUACCAACCGAGCAAGCUCAGCUAAAACAAGAGUUGUGCCUAGAUUGAGCUUGGCAUGGACUAUGGAUAAACCUUUCUGACUUUGUGCUCGUGUUCUGAGCCAAUCAGUGGAGGGGAAAGAGGUCAGGAACUUCCUUAUUCUGAUCCUUGUUUUAACUGACAUCCUGACAGGACUGCGAGAUGAAGAAGCCGCGUCCUUCAGUUGCGUGGCCUCUUCUUCCUGCCUUCCAGAAGCCUGAGGAACGACAGGCUUCAGCACAAGAAAGGCCUUUGGGAUUUCGAUUAAGGUGCUUUUCUGACAAGAGCAAGAGAAUGUGCAGUUUGUUUAAAAAAAAAAAGCAAAACAGCAGCAGAAAUAGGUUAUGAAGAGAACAAAGGACUGAGACCGAUAAAUAAAAUGAGCUGCUAGACCAAUUUUUAGGGGGCAAGAUGAAGGUUCAACCUGCUGGAGAUAGAGCUUGUGUCCCUCAUCACGUUAAGAGAUGCUGCCGUUCUCUAUUAUUGGGGGCUUUCCCCUUCCCUUUUGUUUACAUGUGUCUUAAAAUUCAUACCUACCCUGGCCUCCUUUCUCUCACAAAAUCCUGUGGUCCAAAGAGGCCAAGUUCUGAGUGGUUUUUUUUUUUAAACUCGGUUUUGUACCUCACUCAAGUGCAAUAUAAGUUGGCACUAUUGGGCCACAUAUUCCAUUCAGCAGCCAACUUUGUAUGUGUGUGAAGGGUGAUUGUUUUGAGUUUUGAGUGUGUGUGUGUCAUUCAGAAUGACUACUGUAGUGCAUUAUGCUUCACUCUUUCAUAGCAAUAGGAUUCCACAUAGGAUCCAAUCAGUUUUUUCCUUGAUGAAUUUUUACAGUUUAGCCCAGCCAGGAGGAAUCCACUGCCAUACCAUUAUGGGGCAGCCAAUCUUCUGAGUCUAAAGCUCAGACUUCAAGAAUAUUCAUGCAGCCUUUCUGUCUCCUUCUCAUUCGUGUCAGCUUUCGGGUAGUAAAUUCCUCACUGGGUAGACUUCAUAAUUACUUUGCCUAAUUUUCCCACUCAGAUUCUAGGAAGGGCACCCCAGAGGCAUUGUCCAGUUCUCGUAACAGGGCAAUUAGUUCCCAUUAUUGGUAAAUAUUGGAUGCUUUAGGCAUAUAUGGAUAUUUAUGCAAUAUGGUAGAGAAAAUUAUAUUUUUCCUCCCCCAACUAUUCAUAAUUGUUUGAGAUAUUUUUUUUAUUAAUGUCGUUGGGGCCAUGGAAUGCCACCCCUGCUCCAGAAGUUUUCAGCUUUCUUUUUUUUUUUUUUUGCUGUAACUGGCAUUCUAGCCUCAUGUCUGUAUCUACUGUGAAUGCUUCCACUGGAAGUCUCUCAGCACUUGAAUGUUUUUACCAGAUUUCAGCUUUCAUUGAAAUAACAUGAAGCUUAAUCCUUCAUUUUGUGGCGAAAAACAGUAAGCAGGUUGGCUACAAAUGGGAAGACGGCCACCAGAUGGGCCAGCAUUGAACAGGAGGGUCAUUUAUCCCCAUGUGGGCUUUUUGAAUCGCAAGCAUGGCUCUUUCCCAGCAUCAAAGCUUCUGUUGUAGAUAGGUAGGGUUAUCAAGCCCCGCAGCUGCCCUGUCUAUCGUUGCAGCAUAUCCCUUUGUGCAUAACUCAGAGGAUUGAAGAUUACAUGGUGAUGACAGUGAGCCAUUUGUCUCCAUAGAUGAUAAAGCUGGAGCUGAAAAAAACUCCCAAUGUUUCAGAGUCUGCAUUCUCCACAGAGCCACCUUUAACCAUGCUCAAAAAGAUACUUUCAGAUAUGAAUGUACUGCAUUUCCCAGAAUUUUCAAUCAACAUAUUCAAAAGCUCUGCAGGCCAUGAAUUCUAGGACUUGCAGUCCCAAUCAGCCAGAGGAUGCCCAGUUGAAUUAAAGGUGGCCUAAAUUUGGAUAGGAAAAAAAACUGUGUUAAACUAUCUGUUGCAGGAAAAUACUAUAAUGUUAAAGUUCAGCUCAGACAGGACCAACUGUCUUUGUUAUGUAGUGAAUGUCUGGUCUUAUUAUAUGGGACACCUAGCUGUGUAAGCAAUAAAUUGUGUUUUU